AUGAGAGGGCGCGGUGGAAUUGCCUUGCCACCGAAAGGUGUGGAGCAAAGCAAGCCGGCGGUGGUGUCCCAAGACACCCUUAGAGUCUUCGAGGUCCAGCUGGUUACUGUUCCCACGCCCUCCCUGACGAAAGCACGGGCCCUGGCUCUUCAGUCUGAGCUGUUGGCAGCCUUCACUGCCGCGCGCUUUCAGAAGAAGUUCCACGAGCUUGAAAGAGAAUCUUCGGGCGACAAGGAUCCCUCCUAUCGUGCGGCAUUCCGGAAGCUGGUCCGAAAGGAGCAGAGCCAGGUUAUUCCAAGGUAUGGCUUCGACGCCAGUGAAUCAGGAGUCGAGCAGAUGCUUGCAGCUUUCGAGGAAUUUAAAGAGGACGGCAUCGCAGGUUGA
Molecule: messenger RNA, 384 nt
Organism: Symbiodinium sp. CCMP2592
Lineage: Eukaryota; Dinophyceae; Suessiales; Symbiodiniaceae
Source: the annotation of a GenBank genome assembly